Molecule: messenger RNA, 4041 nt
Organism: Cynocephalus volans (Philippine flying lemur)
Lineage: Eukaryota; Metazoa; Chordata; Mammalia; Dermoptera; Cynocephalidae
Gene: MAGEL2
Product: MAGE family member L2
Exons: 2
Coding region: 102-3656 (1184 amino acids)
Biological process (GO): negative regulation of transcription by RNA polymerase II
Cellular component (GO): nucleus
Source: RefSeq, a predicted model, not a curated record
GGAGGGAGCCUCUGAACAGCCACGUAGGCAUUCUCUUCUCUCUGGAGGAAAAGGCCCAGCAGCUGUCGGAGGAACGGCCCAGCAGCUGUCAGCAAAGGGACAUGUCGCAGCUAAGUAAGAAUCUGGGUGACUCGAGUCCUCCGGCGGAGGCCCCGAAGCCGCCUGCCUAUAGCCGCCCUACGGUUCUGAUGCGGGCCCCGCCCGCUUCCUCUCGGGCUCCACCAGUCCCUUGGGAUCCUCCAAUUGACUUGCAGGCUUCAUUGGCCGCUUGGCAGGCACCUCAGCCCGCCUGGGAGGCCCCGCAGGGCCAGCUGCCCGCCCCGGUGGCUCCAAUGGCCCAACCUCCGACCCUAGGGGGCCCGAUGGUCCAGGCUCCCCCGCUGGCGGGCCCAGUGGGCAAGCCUCCGACUCCCGGAGUGCUGAUGGUGCAUCCUUCGGCUCCGGGAGCCCCGAUGGCCCAGCCUCAAACUCCGGGAGUCCUGAUGGUGCAUCCUUCAGCUCCCGGAGCCCCUAUGGCCCAUCCUCCUCCUCCUCCGGGGACCCCGAUGUCCCAUCCUCCCCCUCCGGGUACCCCAAUGGCCCAUCCUCCCCCUCCGGGGACCCCGAUGGCCCAUCCAGCCCCUCCGGGGACCCCGAUGGUGCAUCCACCCCCACCGGGGACACCGAUGGCUCAUGCUCCCCCACCGGGGACACCGAUGGCUCAUCCUCCGCCGCCGGGGACACCGAUGGCUCAUCCUCCCCCGCCGGGGACACCGAUGGCACAGCCUCCUGCUCCGGGAGUCCUGAUGGCCCAGCCUCUGACUCCCGGAGUCCUGAUGGUCCAGCCUCCUGCUCCAGGAGCCCAGAUGGCCCAGCCUCCACCUCCGGGAGCCUUGAUGACCCAGCCUCCACCUUCAGGAGCCCCCCUGGCCAAGCCUCCAGGUCCUGGAGUCCUGAUGAUCCAACCUCCAGGUUCGAGAACUACGAUCACCCAGCCUCCAGCGUCAGGAGCCCCGAUGGCGCAGCCAGCGGCCCCACCUGCGCAGCCUCUGGCUUCCUGGGCUCCACAGGCUCAGCCUCUGAUCCUGCAAAUCCAGUCUCAGGUUAUAAGGGCUCCUCCACAGGUUCCCCAGGGCCCACAGGCCCCCCCUGCGCAGCUGGCCACACCCCCGGGUUGGCAGGCUACCUCGUCGGGAUGGCAGGCCACGCCGCAAGGCUGGCAGGCCACACCCCUGACCUGGCAGACCACGCAGGUCACCUGGCAGGCCCCUGCGAUUGCCUGGCAGGCGCCGCAGCCCGUGCGCCAAGGCCCUCCGCCCAUCCGCCCUGGCCCCCCGCCCAUCCGCCCUGGCCCCCCGCCGGUGCGCCAGGCUCCACCGGUGAUCCGCCAGGCACCGCCGCUGAUCCGCCAGGCACCGCCGCCGAUCCGACCGGCCCCGCAGGUACUGGCCACCCAGCCACAGCUCUGGCAGACCCUGCCACCCCCACCUCCUCUGCGGCAGGCCCCGCAGGCUCGGCUGCUGGCCCCACAGGUGCAGGCGGCGCCGCAGGUGCCUACGGCCGCAGCAGUCACGCAGGUACCCGCGGCGCCGCCCGCUGGCCCGCAGGUGCCCCAGCCAGUACUGCCGGCCCCGCUGUCUGUCUCGCUGUCUACUACACAGGCUGUGCACUGCCCACCCAUCAUCUGGCAGGCCCCCAAAGGCCAACCCCCAGUGCCACACGAGCUGCCGACGUCGAUGGAGUUCCAGGAGGUGCAGCAGGCCCAGGCGAUAGCCUGGCAGGCCCCGAAGGCCCCCACUCACUUCUGGCAGCCCCUACCUGCUCAGGAGGCCCAGAGGCAGGGCCCCCCCAUCGUCCAGCUGGAGCAGCCCUUUCAGGGAGCCCCGCCCUCCCAGAAAGCCCUACAAAUCCAGCUACCCACCCAGCAGGCCCAGCCCACGGGUCCGCAAGCAGAGCUGCCCACACUGCAGCUCCAGCCCUCCUGGCAGGCCCCACCUGCAGUCUUGCAGGCCCAGCCUGGAGCCCCCAUAGCCGAGGCAAAUUUUCCCCGGGGCUCCACUAAAUCACUGAUGACUCCAUCAGGAGAAUCCAGGGCCUCUUCUAUAGAACGCAGGGGCUCUGCUAAAGAACGUAGGACCUCCUCAAAGGAAAGGAGGGUCCCUUCAAAGGACCGCAUGAUCUUUGCUGCCACCUUCUGUGCUCCCAAGGCAGUGUCAGCUGCCCGAGCACACUUGCCAACUGCCUGGAAAAACUUGCCUGCCACAUCAGAGACCUUUACUGCCACCUCAAGGGUCUUUCCAGCUACCUCCCAGUUUCAGCCUGCCUCUUCUCAUGCCUUUACAGGCCCCUCCAUCACCUCAGAGGCCCCCAAGUCACUACCAUUUGCUCUGCAGGAUCCAUUUGCCUGUGUGGAGGCUCUGCCUGCAGUCCCGUGGGUUCCACAGCCCAAUGUGAAUGCCUCGAAGGCAUCCAAGGUAGUGCCCACCAUCCUGAUGGCUACAGCAGCUGCCCCACAGGCAGCUGCCACCUUUCAAGAGGCCUCAAAGACCUCCGUUGAGCUGCCACGUCGCUCGGGCAAAGUCACCCGGAAGAAGAAGCACCUGGAAGCCGAAGAGGGCAGCAGUGGCCAUGUGUUGGCCUUUCAUGACUGGCAGGGCCCAAGGCCCUGGGAGAAUCUCAAUGUGAGUGACUGGGAAGUCCAACUCCCUAUCCAGGUCCUGGGUGACUGGGAGUGCCCAAACACCCCCUGUGGCCUGAGUGGCUGGGAGGGCCCUAGUACCUCCAGGAUCCUUAGUGGCUGGGAAGGGCCCAGCACAUCUUGGGCCCUGAGUGCCUGGGAGGGCCCCAGCACCUCGAGGGCCCUGGGUCUCUGUGAAGGCCCAGGUAGCCCUCAGCCCUUGCUUAUCUCUGAGGUCCCCAAUCUCCCUCAGGGAUCCACUUCCACCCAGGAUGAUCCCAAGGUGGAGACUCAGCCACUGUCUCCCUUGGAUGAGAGAGCAAAUGCAGUGGUGCAGUUCCUCUUGGUCAAGGACCAAGCCAAGGUUCCCAUCCAGCACUCAGAGAUGGUGAAAGUCAUCAUCCAAGAGUACAAACACGAGUGCUUAGAUAUCAUCAGCCAUGCCAACACUAAACUAGAGUGUGGCUUUGGUUGUCAAUUGAAGGAAAUUGACACCAAAACCCACUCUUAUAUUAUCAUCAGCAAACUGGGGCACCCUAAAUGUGAUUUGGUGGCAUCCUAUUUAAACAGGCCCAAGUUUGGCCUUCUGAUGGUGGUCUUGAGUCUCAUUUUUAUGAAAGGUAAUUGUGUCAAGGAGAAUCUGAUCUUUAAUUUUUUGUUCGAGUUAGGGUUGGAUGUCCGGGAGACAAGUGGUCUCUUCGGAAAUACAAAGAAGCUCAUCACCGACGUGUUCGUAAGGCAGAAGUACCUAGAGUACAAGCGAAUCCCCUACACUGAACCAGCAGAAUAUGAGCUCUUCUGGGGCCCUCGAGCGUUCCUCGAAACCAGCAAGAUGCUUGUCCUGAGGUUUUUGGCCAAGCUCCAUAAGAGAGAUCCACGGUGCUGGCCAUUCCAUUACCUUGAAGCGCUGGCAGAGUUUGAGUUCGAAGAUGUGGACGAGGAUGAGCCUGAAGCCGGUGAUAAUGCCGGUGGCCCCACCAGCAGCUCCCGUCCCUGCUAAUAGGUGUUGCAGAGAUCUCAUUGCUUUGGGUCCCCGGCCAGAGGCCAUUGACAGGGUGGGGGGACAAUUUGUUUCCAGUGUUUAUGUUCCAGUUCUAUGUGUGUAAGUUUGGGUUUUCAAUUUGGUUUCAUAUCUGCCAAAGCUUUGUACAUUUUCAUGUGGUGUUGAUUUCAAUUGGCUACUGUUCUAUUUGGUAUUUUGGCAUCUGUAUUUUUAAGUGAGAUCUGUGGUUCUCUGUUUUGUGUUAUAAUUGUUAUGUUUUGUAUCAGAGUUGUGCUGGCUUUGUGAAAUGAAUUAAGAAGCUAUCCAUCUCAUUCUGGUACAGAUUAUGUAGCAUCGUAAUUGGUUGUUCUUUGAACAUUAAAAUGACUCAUCAGUAAAAACU